Molecule: messenger RNA, 2349 nt
Organism: Labeo rohita (rohu)
Lineage: Eukaryota; Metazoa; Chordata; Actinopteri; Cypriniformes; Cyprinidae
Product: piggyBac transposable element-derived protein 4
Exons: 3
Coding region: 192-2003 (603 amino acids)
Source: RefSeq, a predicted model, not a curated record
UGUGUACGAAAGACAAAGUUUAAGGAGAGGUAUCAUUUUUUCCUGUUCUGGUUUUUAACGCAGAUUUUACUAUUCUCACCCGAAGAGCGCUUUAUUCAUAUGCUAAUGAUUUUAUAUGAGGUGCAGACUCGCGUUAAACGCCCCACGGUAUAAAUCUGGCAGCACGUUUUAGCUUUAUUCACCUUUCGUCGAUGGAAAACACACGCGAGGGAGCUCUCCAGACCAGCAUGGACAGCGAGGAAGAGUUUUCAUUUUCUUCUUCCUCUUCUUCAGAAGACGAACAUUUGGAGGAUGAACGCUUGUAUUUUAAGAAGCGAUUUCAUCUGAAAGAAGCAAUCGUUUGUAUUGAGAAUGUGGCACCUUUACUUGCAUCUCAUACAAGUGCAGCACGCAAACGUCGUUCAGUUUUCAGUGCCGUGGAGAAUCUUAACGAAGGUGAGAAUGACGGUGACCAAAUGCCUGUUGCAAAGAAAGCCAAGACUCUUUCAUGGAAAGCAGAGACUGAUGUUGACCGGGUUCCACAGACUCUGAGGUUCCUGCCUGCACGGGAACCUGGACCACAGUUGAGUCCUGCUGACUCGCACUCUCCCAUGAGUCUUUUCAAGCUGUUUUUCACAGAGAGCGCCGUGGAAAAUCUGUGCCACAACACAAAUGCUCAGGCUGCCAGGGCAAUUGCAAAGGGCUGCAAGUACAAAUGGACAGAUGUCAGUGUUGAUGACAUGUAUCGCUACAUUGGACUCAUUUUCUACAUGGCCACAGUGAAGAUGAGCUCCAUCACUGACUAUUGGCGGCAAGACAAUCUGUUCUCUCUGCCUUUUCCCGCUACGGUUAUGUCAAGGGACAGAUACCGCACCAUUUCAUGGAACGUGCACUUGAGUCACCCAGAUGCAGACAAGGAAAACGACAGAAAGAGGGGCACAGCCGAACAUGACCGUCUUUUCAGGAUCAAACCCCUCAUGGACACUGUCCGUCUUGCCUGCAAAUCCUUCUAUCAUCCUAGAAGAAAUUUAGCUGUAAAUGAGAGAUUGGUGGCGUGCAGAACAAAUAGAGAAAUGACACGGUUCACAACAGUUAAGCAAACAAAGUUCAAGUUUUUUGAGCUUUCAGACUCAUCAAAUGGAUAUACAGUGGACUUUUCUGUCUACACGGGGAAGAAUAGUUUUCCCACAGACCGUGGGCUUUCGUAUGAUGCUGUGAUGUCUCUCUUGGACAAUAAAGGUUUGGGCUCUGGAUAUCAUGUGUACAUGGAUGAUUUCUACACAAGUCCAAAGCUCUUAACAGACUUGUUUACUAUGAAGUUUGGUGCUUGUGGAACUUACAGAGACCACAGGAAGGACUUCCCGAAGACCACAGCUAAUUCACUGACCAGAAACUCCAGCAGGGGAUCCAUCAGGUGGAUUCGGGAUGGGCCUCUUGUGUGUGUGAAGUGGAUGGACACGCAAGUGGUGUCUGUUUGUUCCACCAUUCAUGCCGCCUAUACAGGAGAGCGUGUGCAAAAGAGAGUCAAAGAACAAGAUACGUGGAAGACAAAGUCUUUUCCAUGUCCUGCACCUGUGACCGCAUACAACCAGCACAUAGGGGGUGUUGACCUGUCUGAUCAGCUCUUGCAGUACUACGCCGCACAACACAAAACCAUGAAGUGGUACAGAAAAAUCUUUCUACACUUCUUGGACAUUGCUGCCACCAACGCUUUCAUAUUGCACAAAGAGCUGUACGGCAACAUGAGCCACAGUCAGUUCAUGGAAGAGCUUAUUGCAGAGCUCUGUGGCGUGUCACAGAAAGCAGCACCAAAACAGACCAGCACAGACCAUGUACCAGUUCCAGGAGCUGAGCUGACUUCAGACGUCAGAAGAAUUGCUACUGUUGGUCGCCGGAUUUGCGUGCAUUGCAAAGCAGUGCGUGGCAAGAAGCAGCAAACGCCUUGGAAAUGCCAGGCAUGCAACGUUCAUUUGUGUCUUCAGCUGAACAGAAACUGUUUUGAGGAAUGGCACAAAAGUCUGUGACCGUGAUGGGUCCUUUAAAACAGAUCUUGUAUAAUCAUGCUAAAAGUUUUUGCCUGAGCUUGGCCAAAAUAAUUUUUCAAAUGUUUUAUAUCUAAGUGUUCAUGAACAAAAUCUAUACAAAGGGAGGCCAAAAACAUCCAAAAAGUGACAAAUGAACUACAGAUUAAAAAAUACGUAAAGGAAAGAGACUUGGAUACACAAUGCCAAUACAGUAAAAAGAACAUAUUAGAAAACUUGUGUCUCUGUCUGUUUGAAAACUGACUUUCUUUCUUUUUUUUCUGACACAAAUGUAAAAGUCAUGUUUGUUUACUUUUUAGAGUAGCACAUCAUUGAUACUCCAAUAAAG